GGCUUUGAGCACCGGAGCCGCACCACCCAGGAGCAACCCGAUGGCAGGUGACUCACAGCCUGCUCUGGUGGCCUCUGCCUCAGAGCAGCUGGCCUUGACGAUAGGCGGCAUCAUUGGGGGGUUGCUGCUGCUGGUCGGAGUGAGCUGCUGUCUGUGUAGGAGGCUUUGCGCCACCUUCACCUACGAGGAACUGCCAGAGACACCAGACCGGGUCACCACCUCUUCCUUCAGCAGAAAAGAGGACAGGCUCUGCCAGUGUGCUGGGACCCUACCUGGCAGGCUACCAAGUAUACCAUUUGUGGUACCCCCUUCUCACCAAGGCCGAGACUGGGUGACCCUACAUGGUGGUGACUGGGCUGUGACCUCACAGGACUCAUGCCCUGUCCCAGAGCACAUGACUGGCACAUCCAGUGCCAACCCUGGAGAUGCAUGUGUGAUGGGGAGUGUCAACCCCGAGCUGUACAAGUCCACAGAGGACAGGAGUGAGACAGGCUUCCCUGAUGGCUGCCUGGGCCGGCUGUGGUUCUCCGUGGAGUACCAGCAGGAGUCUGAGCGGCUGCUGGUGGGCCUGAUCAAGGCUCAACAACUGCAGGUCCCCUCUGAGACCUGCAGCACCUUGGUGAAGCUCCACCUGUUGCCUGACGAGCGGCGCUUCCUCCAGUCCAAGACCAAACGCAAAACUUGCAACCCACAGUUUGAUGAGAACUUCAUCUUCCAGGUAUCCAGCAAAAGUGUCACCCAGAGAGUGCUGAAGUUCUCCGUGUACCAUGUAAACAAGCAGAAGAAGCACCAGCUCUUGGGACAGGUGCUAUUCCCAUUGAAGAAUGAGACCCUGGCAGGGGACCACCACCGUAUCAUCUGGAGAGACCUGGAAGCUGAGAACCUGGAGCCCCCCUCGGAGUUUGGUGAUCUCCAGUUCUGCCUCAGCUACAACGACUACCUGAGCCGCCUGACCGUGGUUGUGCUCCGGGCCAAGGGUCUCCAGCUCCAGGAGGACAGGGGUGUUGUCAGCGUGUUUGUCAAGGUGUCUCUGAUGAAUCACAACAAAUUCGUCAAAUGCAAGAAGACUUCGGCUGUACUGGGCUCUGUCAACCCUGUGUACAAUGAAACCUUCAGCUUCAAGGCUGACACCAAUGAGCUGGACACUGCCAGCCUUAGCCUGGUGGUGCUGCAGAUCACAGAAGGGGACAAGAGCUAUCCCCUGGGCCGAGUGGUAGUGGGCCCCUACAUGUACACCCGUGGCAAAGAGCUUGAGCACUGGGACGAGAUGCUCCGCAAGCCGAAGGAGCUGGUGAAGCGCUGGCACGCACUCUGCCGCCCCACGGAGCCCUGAGCCCUUGUGUCCCCAUCAGUAUAUGCAACAACACAAUGGAUAUCUCAUCUAACACUCAGUGCACUGUGGGGCUAGCCUGAGCCAGUGAGUAGCUCAUGAAUGUUCAUGUGCAGGAAGGAAAAGGGACAGAAUCCAGCUUCAGACAGUAACUGUAGCCAGGAGCCUCUCCCAAUCCAACUAACCUCUCUGGAUCUUCAGGGCUCCUGACCAUCAAGGUCAUGACCUUAAACAGGAUCUCAGGGGCUGAGAAUUGAUAUUCUAUUUGGUGAGGCACGUGCUGAAUGGGAGAGCACAGCACCCGCUGAGUCCCACCACCUUGGAAAGCUGGUGGUGGGUUGAGUCUACAGCUGCAUUGUUUAUCAAGCUGGGGGUUCUCUGUCUUCCACCCAGCAGAGUGAACUGUGGGCUACAACAGGGAGCCUGUUGAGCAGUCCACUCACACACCAAUAGGUCAACGAGUAGUCAGCAGAGCUUGCUGUGUAGCCCCUUCCUGGAGCCAUAUAACACAUGGCAGCCAAAAUUACAUGACAUCGUAACCACUGCCAUCCUCCUCAGAAUGCCACACUUACUUCAGGUGGGUUUCAUGGUCACCUGGUUAACAGAAUUUGGGCAUUCAGCUCCUAACUCUUACUCUGGACAGGUGAAUUUAUGGGACCAUGGUAUUGUCCACAAGACUGAUGGCCAUGGCAUGAGGUAUGAACUUCAUUAGGUCAGUGGUCCCAGAAUCAAAGUCACUGUCACCAAAUGCCGACUAGCUGAUCUAGUGAGCAGCCACUGUGCCUGUUGUUAUUGUGUGUGUCUGUAACCUAAGCAGCAGACAGGCAGAGGCCAUGCACUGUGCCUAAAGCAGAACUGCCCGCUUGUGUCUCUCUUCUUAUCUGCAGUGGCGUGACUUCAGUUAAAGUCGUGGCGAGCAUUAUCUGUGCCUCCACUUCUGAUGUCUAUCAAUACACAAAUCCCAGUUCUGCCUGACUGGCCCAGCAUCUUGUUUGUUUCUUCCAUGACUUCAGGGUGACCCAAACUGCAGUGGCUUCUAAUAGCUUCACUGCGCACACACACACACACACACACACACACACACACACACACAACUCAGGGCAGGCUGCUGAUGUAGAACUACAGUAUUUCAUCUGGAACCUGGAGGCCAUGGAUGCCACCACACCCAUACCCCAACAUGAGACUCAUGAUUGACAGUCAUCUUUCCCGGAUGACAAGGGAAAGUCAGUGAACUGGUACAUCUGACAGGCCUCUGAGAAACUAAAAUGGCAAAAAAAUCAGCAGGCAGUAUGCUCUGAGGGGGUCAAAGGAGGAGCAGCCAUAUUUCAGAGACAUAUAUAGACUUAGAACAGUAAAGAAAUGCACAGGUUUUCAUGGGCCAGUGUGAGCUCUCAGGGGCUGUCUCAGAUGCUGUGUGUAUGUGACUCUAGCAGAAACUCUUUACAUUCCCACAGAAUAUCUUAGAAUAAGGUCAUCAGUUCCUCAGAAACGUGUGCAAUUUGAUCAAAUUUUAUUCACCACGUACCAAUAUGAGAAAUCAUUUGACGAAUGUAGAUUAUUCAACUUUCAGUCCAUUAGCAUGAUACAUUUAUCCACAUCUUUUGCUUUUAAUAAGAGGGAUCUGGGGUUUGUACGAUCCAGAGGGGUCAAGGACACUACAAGAAAACCUACAGAAGCAACUCAGUUGGGCCCAUAAGGGCUCACAGAGACUGAGACAGUGAAUCAGAAAGCCUACAUGGGCCUGACCUAAGGCCUCUGCACAUAGGAUGUGACAGUAGUGUAGCUGGGUCCGUAAGUGGGACUCAGGAGGAGCAGGGGCUGUCUCUGACUCUGUUGCCUGCCUUUCCUCCUAUUGGCCUGCCUUGUCUAGCCUCACUAGGAGAGGAUGGCACCUAGUCCUACUG
This is a messenger RNA of Grammomys surdaster, 3234 nucleotides long. It is a transcript of the gene Syt15, whose product is annotated as synaptotagmin 15. Lineage: Eukaryota; Metazoa; Chordata; Mammalia; Rodentia; Muridae. Gene Ontology annotation, biological process: cellular response to calcium ion; regulation of dopamine secretion; calcium-ion regulated exocytosis. Gene Ontology annotation, molecular function: calcium ion binding; clathrin binding; syntaxin binding. The transcript has 8 exons. The record is from RefSeq and is a predicted model, not a curated record. Bases 41 to 1333 code for a protein of 430 amino acids.